AUGGUAUAUAAGCCUGGAGGAGGAGGAGGACUGGCCUAUCAAUAUAGCAGCCGUAAUAAUAAUAAUAAUAAUAGUGUCAAACAAUAUAACAGUGCCGUCUAUGAUGGCAACAACAAUGAUGAUGAAUACUCGGCCAGUAGUAGUAGUAGUAGUAAUAGUAAUCAUGUUAACAAUAAUAGGCAUCAAUUGAUGGCCAUCUCAUAUCGUGAUAAUGAUGAGCCUAAAUCCCUGAGCUAUCAAUCGGACUAUAAUGAGACGCCAAUGCCUUAUCAGUUUCAUUAUGAUAUCGAUGAUGGAUAUGGCAAUAAACAGGACAGACACGAAAAAGCCGAUGUUUACGGGAAUGUUAUCGGAAGUUACGGCUAUUGGGAUUCAAACGGAAUUUAUCGAAAAGUAGACUAUACGGCCGAUGCCGACGGUUUCAAAGCCAAUGUCAACUCAAACGAGCCGUACCUCAGACACGGUGUCAAUCCGGCAGACGUCAGACUUGUCGUUGAGGAACAACCUAUUCCAGGUGUACUAAGACAGUCGUCAUCGACAGCUACCGGUGCUAAUGGUGAUGGUAGUGGUGGCUAUGAUCGUAAUCUAAACUAUCGACGCAAUGAUGGUGUAGUUGUCGUCGAUGAUGCUGUAGUCGACAAUAAUCAAAACAGAUAUGAAAAAUUGUUAAGCAAUCAGAUCAGGGAUGUUAUCUAUAUGAGGGCACCGGUAGAUACAAUAACAACAUCAGCAGCAGCUACCGCUAGAUUACAAGCUACCGGUGAUCAUGAAUCCAAUGCUAAGUAA
Molecule: messenger RNA, 786 nt
Organism: Oppia nitens
Lineage: Eukaryota; Metazoa; Arthropoda; Arachnida; Sarcoptiformes; Oppiidae
Product: probable serine/threonine-protein kinase clkA
Exons: 5
Coding region: 1-786 (261 amino acids)
Cellular component (GO): chitin-based extracellular matrix
Molecular function (GO): structural constituent of chitin-based larval cuticle
Source: RefSeq, a predicted model, not a curated record